AAAAAACUACUUGACAAAACUCAGUAUAAGAGAUCAUUCAGAAAUACACAGUUCUUCUGUUGUUACUUGCUCAUGUAUUAAAAAAAGAACCAAAAAAAAAAUCUUGUUUGAGAUCACCAGAUAUAAAUUAUACUUGUAAUAUGAAUAUAUUUCAAAUGAAACAUUUUAUAAUCAUGAGUAUAACUCGACUUUCAUUUUUAUAUAUUAAUAAAAUUUAUGUUUUAAUUUUUGUGGAAUUAUACAUAACACUUAUUGUACAAUGUAUACCUAUUCAAGAAUUGUAUAAAUUAUCGAACAAACACGCGAUUUCAACAGUGUUGAAUACCACUCAUAUUCAGAGUAAUAAUAAUAAUAACCAUAAUGAUAAUAAUUUGAAAGUGAAUAGUGGAUUUAGUGAAUUAUGGAAAGAGACAACAACUAUUCCCCCAGUGAUUGGACGUGUUAUCUGGUGUGUAAAUGAAUCGAAACAAAACUGGAGGCAUAUUGAUAAUCCUAUGCAUCAUCAUACUGAUAUGAAUAUUAGUAGUAGUAGUAGUAGUAAUAUGAAUAUACUGAGAAAUAAAAAAUUAAUUUUAUUAAAUUCUGGAAAAUUUAUAUGUCCUCAACCAAAUCAAAGUGAAGAUAUGAAAUAUUGUUGUGGACCAUUAGGCAAACAAACAUGCUGUAAAAUAACAGAUACGUAA
This is a messenger RNA of Trichobilharzia szidati, 683 nucleotides long. NCBI's taxonomy places the organism in Eukaryota, Metazoa, Platyhelminthes, Trematoda, Strigeidida, Schistosomatidae. The record is from the annotation of a GenBank genome assembly.